Molecule: messenger RNA, 803 nt
Organism: Poecilia reticulata (guppy)
Lineage: Eukaryota; Metazoa; Chordata; Actinopteri; Cyprinodontiformes; Poeciliidae
Product: dual specificity protein phosphatase 13A-like
Biological process (GO): protein dephosphorylation; negative regulation of MAPK cascade
Cellular component (GO): cytoplasm
Molecular function (GO): protein tyrosine/serine/threonine phosphatase activity; MAP kinase phosphatase activity
Source: RefSeq, a predicted model, not a curated record
AGCCACCUGUCUAUGUCAGUACCAGCAUGGCUGUAGUAAAGCCUCAACAGUUUGGAAAUACAUUUUAUAUCCUCAGGGAAUCCAGAGAAUAAAUCAUCCAAAGUGGUAGUUUUCGGAGUAGUAUUUUAMUAUUUGUGUACACAGAAUUAAGCAAAAUGCAGGAUACAAGCAGUGCAGUUUCUUGUGUCACUGCCUCUCUAAAAGAACUGCAGAAGGUUUUGUAUGGAGGUAAGAGAUUUGGGAACCAUGUGGAUGAAGUUUGGCCAAACCUCUACAUUGGGAACAUGUCAGUUGCCAACGACCGCUACAGUCUGUGGAAGCUGGGAAUUACUCAUGUUGUGAAUGCAGCUCAUGGGAGGAUGUACUGUCAGGGAAGUCAUGACUUUUAUGGCGCCACAGUGGAAUAUUAUGGAGUCCCCGCUGAUGACUCGCCGAGUUUUGACCUUUCUCGCUAUUUCUUGCCAACUGCUGAGUAUAUUCACAACUCACUCAACACGAAUGGGGCUCGGGUGUUAGUGCACUGUGCAGUCGGAGUGAGCAGGUCUGCCUCGCUGGUGUUGGCUUACCUCAUGAUCUACCAUGCUUACACCCUGCUGGAAGCCAUCAAUAAGGUCAAAGAGUGCAGGUGGAUUUUCCCAAACAGGGGUUUCCUAAAGCAGCUGCGUGCUUUGGAUCUGAAACUACACAAUACUCCUGCCAAUGGGACUUAAAACAUCAGUUUUCUUCAGGAUGAGUGAUGCUGCGUGUAUCUGCCAGCAGAGGUAGACACAAAGCUGGCCAGUGGCAGAAACAAACUGAGGUGC